Molecule: messenger RNA, 1878 nt
Organism: Zonotrichia albicollis (white-throated sparrow)
Lineage: Eukaryota; Metazoa; Chordata; Aves; Passeriformes; Passerellidae
Source: RefSeq, a predicted model, not a curated record
UGGAUCCACCCAUGGAUCCAUCCAUCCAUCCAUCCAUCCAUCCAUCCAUCCAUCCAUCCAUCCAUCCAUCCAUCUCCUGCUCCAAGGAUGCUCCCAGGACACAGUGUGGGUCCAUCCCAGCCCUGUCAGGGUUUUUGGGAUCUGUGGGGUCACCCUGUGAGCGCUGUGGAAGGUUUGGGCUCAGGGCUUUUCUCCCUGUGCAAACCUUGAAUUUUACUCAAAGGAGUGAGAGAUGAGAAGCUCAGGAUGAGUUUUUAGUCUGAAUUGUCUUUGGGCUCCAAAACUCCAGGGGGGAAAUUUUGAAGAAAUGUCAGAAUUUUAGCUAAACCUUAGAAACAUUGAGUAACUUUUACACCAAGCUGAGACAGGGCCGUGAGUAAUUUACACUGAGUUGUUUGUGCACCUCUGCAUCUCCUCCCACUUCUCAUUACUCAAAGUAACCUGGGGAAUUUUAUGAGGAAAUUUGGGAUAAGGUUGGAUAGAGUCCAGCUCCUUCCCAUCCCUUUUACCAAGGGGGUGCUGAGAGAUUUCCUCAGGGGUGGGGUGUUUCAGAAAUACGGGUUUUCAUGGGAAUGGCACAUCAUGGAUUCCCAACACGGACACACUUCCAGCAAUCCUGGCCUGAUUUCCAGAGGUUUGGAGGAGUUUUGUGGUCCCUGUCAGCAGCAAGGACUGGGAGCGCUGGGAAGAUCCCAGAUCCAGAGGCUGGAUUUAUUUCUCAUUCCCAGUGGUGCUUGGGCAGGGACUCAUCCAAACUCAACUGGGAGUUGGGAAUGGUUUGGGAAUGGGAUUGUCCCCAUCCCAGGGGCGGUGUCACCUUUGGGAAUGGGGUUGUCCCCAUCCCAGGGGCAGUGUCACCUUUGGGAAUGGGAUUGUCCCAUCCCAGGGGCGGUGUCACCUUUGGGAAUGGGGUUGUCCCCAUCCCACGGACAGUGUCACCUUUGGGAAUGGGUUUGUCCCCAUCCCAGGGGCGGUGUCACCUUUGGGAAUGGGGUUGUCCCCAUCCCAGGGGCAGUGUCACCUUUGGGAAUGGGAUUGUCCCCAUCCCAGGGGCAGUGUCACCUUUGGGAAUGGGAUUGUCCCCAUCCCAGGGGCAAUGUCACCUUUGGGAAUGGGAUUGUCCCCAUCCCAGGGGCGGUGUCGCCUUUGGGAAUGGGGUUGUCCCCAUCCCAGGGGCGGUGUCGCCUUUGGGAAUGGGGUUGUCCCCAUCCCAGGGGCAAUGUCACCUUUGGGAAUGGGAUUGUCCCAUCCCAGGGGUGGUGUCACCUUUGCCCUGGGGAGUGUUUGCCUAAAAGCUGGAUGGAAUUCUGGGAGUCACAGGACUGGGAUUGGGGCGUGGCUGUGUCCACACUGAGGGUCACAACGGGGCUGUCCCUGCCAGGGGACACGGCUGGAGGGUCCUGGCAGGGGGUGACACAUGAGGGACAUCCCUGGGACAGCUCCCCCAGCUCUGUGAGGGGGCUCUGCCUCUUGACCCUGACCUAAACCCUGGAAUUCCUUUGCUGUUGGUUUCAUGGAACGAUUUGGGUGGGAAGGGACCUUUCAAGGUCACCAAACCCAACCCCACGAGCUCCAUCUUCACCCCACGUUUGACCUAUCAGAGAAGACGACCAAGAUCAAUGAUAAUUAUUAUUUUAAGGAAGGCAUUUGCAUUGGAUUAAUUUGCAUCCAUCUCUCCUGUCGGCCCGCUCUGGGCUCUUCCAGGGAUCCAUCGGGAUGUGGCAAAGUCCCUCUCCACAAUCCAUAGCAGUGGGAGUGUCCCUGUCACUGACGUGUCUCCAGAGCAGAAAGAAUAACUGCACGAAUCCCGUUGCAUCCCAUCCAAAAAACCCUCCAUCCUCCUCAGAAAAAACAAAACCAAAACAAAAACCAAAAAAA